GGCACUCGGGAGCGAGCACGAGACAGCGGCCGCGGCUUUUGAGAGAAACCGUGGAAUUUUGGUAACGGCCUCCGUUUUUACCACAAUCACCGUUGUUUAAUCGCGGGCGAGACACCACGACGACAAAAAGGAGAUCAGACGUCUGAGAUAACUUCAGAGCCGAGAAUGGAGUGGCAGCCAGACGAGCAGGGACUUCAGCAGGUUCUCCAGCUCCUGAAGGACUCGCAGUCUCCCAGCACAGCCACACAGAGAGCUGUGCAACAAAAACUGGAACAGCUGAACCAGUACCCCGACUUCAACAACUAUCUCAUCUUCGUCCUCACCAGACUCAAAACCGAAGACGAGCCCACGCGCUCUCUCAGCGGUCUAAUACUGAAGAACAAUGUUAAGGCUCACUACCAGAACUUCCCCCCGCCAGUGGCGGACUUCAUCAAGCGCGAGUGUCUGAACAACAUCGGCGACCCCUCUCCCCUCAUUCGCGCCACCAUCGGUAUCCUGAUCACGACCAUCGCCUCUAAAGGGGAGCUGCAGACCUGGCCAGAGCUCCUGCCACAGCUGUGCAACCUGCUCAACUCUGAGGACUACAACACCUGCGAGGGGUCUUUCGGGGCUCUGCAGAAGAUCUGUGAGGAUUCUUCUGAGCUCCUGGACAGUGACGCGCUCAACCGACCCCUCAACAUCAUGAUCCCCAAAUUCCUGCAGUUCUUCAAGCACUGCAGCGCCAAGAUCAGAUCUCACGCCAUCGCCUGUGUAAACCAGUUCAUCAUUGGUCGAGCUCAGGCCCUGAUGGACAACAUUGACACCUUUAUCGAGAGCCUGUUUGCGCUGGCUGCAGACGAGGACUCUGAGGUGAGGAAGAACGUGUGUCGGGCUCUGGUCAUGCUGCUGGAGGUCCGAAUCGACCGGCUCAUCCCCCACAUGCACAGCAUCAUACAGUACAUGCUGCAGCGCACACAGGACCCCGAUGAGAACGUGGCUCUGGAGGCCUGCGAGUUCUGGCUCACCCUGGCAGAACAGCCCAUCUGCAAGGAGGUCCUGGCAGGACACCUAGUGCAACUUAUUCCCAUCUUGGUGAACGGUAUGAAGUACUCUGAGAUCGACAUCAUCUUGCUAAAGGGCGACGUGGAGGAGGACGAGGCGGUGCCCGACAGCGAGCAGGACAUCAAGCCGCGCUUCCACAAGUCGCGCACCGUCACCCUGCAGCACGAGGGCGGCGGGGGCGAGGAGGGAGAGGACAUCGAGGACGACGAGGACGACGACGACGACACGCUGUCCGACUGGAACCUGCGUAAGUGUUCGGCGGCGGCCCUGGACGUCCUGGCCAACGUGUUUCGCGACGACCUGCUGCCCCACCUCCUGCCCCUGCUGAAGGGCCUGCUGUUCCACCCAGACUGGGUCAUCAAGGAGUCCGGCAUCCUGGUGCUGGGAGCCAUCGCCGAAGGCUGCAUGCAGGGCAUGGUGCCCUACCUGCCCGAGCUCAUCCCGCACCUGAUCCAGUGCCUGUGCGAUAAGAAGGCCCUGGUGCGCUCCAUCGCCUGCUGGACCCUCAGCCGCUACGCGCACUGGGUGGUCAGCCAGCCGCCCGACUCCCACCUCAAACCCCUCAUGACCGAGCUGCUCAAACGCAUCCUGGACGGCAACAAGCGGGUGCAGGAGGCCGCCUGCAGUGCGUUCGCCACUCUGGAGGAGGAGGCCUGUACGGAGCUGGUGCCCUACCUAAGCUUCAUCCUGGACACGCUUGUGUUCGCCUUCGGGAAGUACCAGCACAAGAACCUGCUCAUCCUGUACGACGCCAUCGGCACGCUGGCCGACUCCGUGGGGCACCACCUCAACCAGCCGGAAUACAUCCAGAAGCUGAUGCCCCCCCUCAUUCAGAAAUGGAACGAGCUGAAGGACGAGGACAAAGACCUGUUCCCCCUCCUGGAGUGCCUGUCGUCAGUGGCCACGGCGCUGCAGAGCGGCUUCCUGCCAUACUGUGAGCCGGUGUACCAGCGCUGCGUCACGCUGGUGCAGAAGACCCUCGCCCAGGCCAUGAUGUACAACCAGCACCCGGACCAGUACGAGGCCCCUGAUAAGGACUUCAUGAUUGUGGCCCUGGACCUGCUGAGUGGCCUGGCCGAGGGCCUGGGGGGCCAUGUGGACCAGCUGGUGGCCCGCAGCAACAUCAUGACCCUGCUCUUCCAAUGCAUGCAGGACACCAUGCCUGAGGUGAGGCAGAGCUCCUUCGCCCUGCUGGGAGACCUGACCAAGGCCUGCUUCCCACACGUCAAGCCCUGCAUCGCGGAGUUCAUGCCGAUCCUGGGCACCAACCUGAACCCAGAGUUCAUCUCUGUGUGUAAUAACGCCACCUGGGCCAUCGGGGAGAUCUCCAUGCAGAUGGGAGCGGAGAUGCAGCCCUAUGUGGGCCUGGUCCUCAGCAACCUGGUGGAGAUCAUCAACCGCCCCAACACGCCCAAAACCCUGCUGGAAAACACGGCCAUUACAAUUGGCCGGCUGGGUUACGUGUGUCCUCAGGAGGUGGCCCCCAUGUUGCCGCAGUUCAUCCGUCCCUGGUGUACGUCCUUGCGUAAUAUCCGUGACAACGAGGAGAAGGACUCUGCCUUCCGCGGGAUCUGCAUGAUGAUCGGGGUCAACCCUGGCGGAGUGGUGCAGGACUUCAUCUUCUUCUGCGAUGCUGUGGCCUCCUGGGUGAGCCCCAAAGACGACCUGAGAGACAUGUUCUACAAGAUCCUGCAUGGCUUCAAGGAUCAGGUGGGAGAGGAGAACUGGCAGCAGUUUUCGGAGCAGUUCCCUCCGUUGCUGAAAGAGAGGCUGUCGGCCUGUUACGGCGUGUAGCCUGUCCGCCGGCGUUAAUCCUGAAGGGGCACCGCUUAAGGUGUGCCCGUGGGAGGGUUACUGGGAAACUCAUCCAGCUCUGUGUAAUUGCACUGCCCCGAUGGUGGGGGAGAGGGACACCACUGGCCCGCCCCCUCCGGACACCCCACCCCCAAGCCCCGUGUGUCUGUGAGGG
Molecule: messenger RNA, 3010 nt
Organism: Conger conger (European conger)
Lineage: Eukaryota; Metazoa; Chordata; Actinopteri; Anguilliformes; Congridae
Product: transportin-2
Exons: 25
Coding region: 166-2835 (889 amino acids)
Biological process (GO): protein import into nucleus
Cellular component (GO): cytoplasm; nucleus
Molecular function (GO): small GTPase binding; nuclear import signal receptor activity
Source: RefSeq, a predicted model, not a curated record